AUGGAUACCGCAUCUGAGACAAAUGGCGAAGACCGGCCAGCAUGGGACUCUAAGAUCCAGUACGUGUUGGCCCAGGUGGGGUUUAGUGUUGGCUUAGGGAAUGUGUGGAGGUUUCCAUACCUGUGCCACCAAAAUGGAGGAGGGGCCUUCAUGCUGCUGUAUGUUUUUCUUUUACUGGUUGUGGGAGUUCCACUGUUUUUCAUGGAGUUGGCAGCUGGCCAGAGCAUUCGACAGGGCAGCAUCGGAGUAUGGAAGCACAUCUCUCCGAAGCUAGCAGGGAUUGGCUACUCCAGCUGCAUAGUCUGCUUUUAUGUGGCCCUUUACUACAAUGUUAUCAUUGCAUGGAGCCUGUUCUACAUGGGUAAUUCUUUUCAGUAUCCUCUGCCAUGGAACCAGUGUCCAAUUGAUGUAACAACCAAUUACACAGUCAAAGAGUGUGCAAGCAGCUCCCCAACAUCAUAUUUCUGGUUUCGGAGAGCCCUUAAUAUCACAAAUUCCAUCGAUGAGUCCGGAGAGUUUAACUACAUCAUGACAGGCUGUUUAUUGGCUGCAUGGGCAAUUGUCUCCUUAGCUAUGAUCAAGGGCAUCAAGUCGUCUGCAAAGGUGAUGUACUUUUCCUCAGUCUUUCCCUAUGUGGUGCUCUUUAUUUUCCUCAUCAGAGGAUCGAUGUUGGACGGCGCAAUGGAAGGAGUCACCUAUAUGUUUUACCCUAAACUGGAAAUUUGGGGUAGUGUGCAAGUGUGGCGGCAGGCUGCUACACAAGUGUUUUUUGCCCUUGGACUGGGCUAUGGCUCUGUUAUCGCAUAUUCCUCCUACAAUCCAGUACACAACAACUGCCACAGGGACGCGCUGAUGGUCUCCUGCAUUAACUUCAUGACAUCUGUGCUGGCCUCGCUAGUGGUUUUCGUCGUGUUGGGUUUCCGUGCCAAGAACAUUGCACUACGCUGCGUGGCUAAAAAUCUUGGCCUACUAAGCUCCAUGGCGUCCUACGGAUCUGAUCAGCACUGGUGGCCUUGGUUUAACAUGACAGAUCCAAGCUCUGUGUCUAUAAGUGAAUACAGCGAGUGGUACCAACACUACUCCCCAAUGGUUGGUCCUAACAUCACUGACUGCAGUCUGGAGAAGGAGAUGAAUGAGGGCGUUGAAGGGACAGGCCUGGCAUUCAUAGCAUUCACUGAGGUGAUGGCCCUGUUCCCAGCCAGCCCUUUCUGGUCCACACUGUUUUUCCUAAUGCUGCUCAACCUGGGCCUCAGCACCAUGUUUGGGACCAUGCAGGGAAUCCUCACACCUCUCAUGGACAACUUCAGCUUGUUGGGACGCCACCGGACACUUCUCACUGUGGCGAGCUGUAUUUUAGGAUUCCUGAUAGGACUGUUGUUUACCCAGCGCUCGGGCAACUAUUUUGUGACUAUGUUUGACGACUACUCCGCAACCCUCCCGUUAGUCAUUGUGGUAGUCUUUGAAACCAUCAGUGUGGCGUGGGUUUAUGGAACAGAUCGCUUCCUGGAUGAUAUUGAAGUCAUGUUGAAAUGGCGCCCUCCAGUGUUGUACAAAUAUCUUUGGAAAUAUGUCUGUCUGUUGGCGAUGAUCGGUCUCCUGGCUGCCAGUUUCUUGCGUGUGGUCUUCAAAAGGCCAACAUACACCUCCUGGAAUCAGAACACAGCCUCUGAGGUGACUCUAGAGUACCCUGGCUGGUCUCUGGUUAUGAUUGGCAUGCUCAUAGUCUUUGCCACCUUGCCUGUGCCUAUUGGCUACAUCCAUUCCAUGUUGAAAAAACGCAUGGCCUCUGACUCUGAGGAUUUAAAUGACCAGGAGAUGCACCGUGAGUUGUACACAAAGUGCAGCUCCACUGAUCAGCUGGAGACCAACUCCCACCAACUUCCCUGUGAGGAAGACAUCGCUCGUCCCAGAAGUACUUUCCUGCCGAUGGGCAACGAACACUACCGGCUUCUGUCCCAGCAGGAGGAGGAAGAUGAGGAACAAGAUACAGGGCUGUGAACAUGGCGUAGGAGGGAAGUUGUUUGUGAAAGGACAACAUUUUGAACCUCAGAGAGUGUAUAAGCAAGACCCUGCAAGGGAGAUCGCAAAGUGAAGUGUGGACAGCCCUAAGCAGAAAUACUCUUCAUCUGAGAUAGAGACUUUGGGUAGCACCCUUUUAUCAUAUUCAGCGAACUCCACAUUGCUGAUAUGUUGUUUUUAACAAUUUAUAUUAUUGAAUGAACAUUACCAAUGUAAUCAAAAGCUUUUUUUAGAUUCUGUAAUCAUGGAACCACAUCUAUAGCCUCCUCCUUGUCAUCCCUCCAUACAUUUUCUGAACACCUGUUUAGAAAAUAUAAACACUAAAAAGCAAUAAGCUGCUAUAACUGGUGAAACAAACAAUUUAUGGAAGAUUUUAGAGUGAGAGAUUGAUGCCAGCCACAAAUAUUUUAGGUGUAUCUAUUGUUUCUGCCAACCUGAUAUGUAGGAGUCAGAACUGAGUCGGCUGGCAGUGCGCGUGGCUGUUGAAUCAAUAAAUGCAGCAACUGACAAAAUACAAAUAUAUGCUUUUUGAUGAGUAUUUUUUAGCUACAUGCCAAGUAUGGAUUUGCAUGAAAAUAUUCUUCCUUCAGCAACUGUGAUGUUUGCAUGUCUGUGUGUUUGUGUUUUUAGAUGUGUGUGUGUGUGAGUGUGUGUGAGCGCGUGUGUGAAAUGAGAGACCUUAAUGACAGUA
Scomber japonicus (chub mackerel) is the source of this 2710-nucleotide messenger RNA. RefSeq names its product solute carrier family 6 member 16a (gene slc6a16a). Gene Ontology annotation, cellular component: membrane. Lineage: Eukaryota; Metazoa; Chordata; Actinopteri; Scombriformes; Scombridae. Bases 1 to 1998 code for a protein of 665 amino acids. Gene Ontology annotation, biological process: sodium ion transmembrane transport. The record is from RefSeq and is a predicted model, not a curated record. The transcript is spliced from 12 exons.